This is a messenger RNA of Emiliania huxleyi CCMP1516, 2055 nucleotides long. RefSeq lists its product as hypothetical. Gene Ontology annotation, molecular function: mannosyl-oligosaccharide 1,2-alpha-mannosidase activity; calcium ion binding. The transcript is spliced from 8 exons. NCBI's taxonomy places the organism in Eukaryota, Haptophyta, Isochrysidales, Noelaerhabdaceae. Gene Ontology annotation, biological process: carbohydrate metabolic process; N-glycan processing. The coding region runs from base 47 to 1819 and encodes 590 amino acids. Gene Ontology annotation, cellular component: Golgi membrane; endoplasmic reticulum. The record is from RefSeq and is a predicted model, not a curated record.
GCUCGUCCUCCUCUUCACUGCUCAGCUCGUGCUCUUCUCGUGCUUCAUGAUCACCUUCUUCUCGAUGGAGACGCGGCGGCAGGAGGAGCAGCGUGAGAUGCAGAAGGAACUGCACCGGCUGCGGACGGACAACCUCGCAAAGGAGCGCAAGCUCAUCAAGCUCGCCGAGCGGGCGGAGAGCUGGCGAUUUGACCGCGGCGGCGAGAGCGAGGAUGACGCGGGUGGCGAGUUCAACGAGGAUGAGUGGAGCGAGGAGAGCGACGAGCACCCUCCCGGCGAGGACGGUACCCCGUACGGGGCCGAGGCGCUGGCCCCGGAGGAGGAGGCGCUCCCUGCCGAGAAGCGGGCCGGCUGCGCGCGCCUCAAGGAGGGCUGGUGGGUGUACGAGGUCUGCCUCGGGCAGCACGUGAGGCAGUUCCACGCGGCGGACGCGAAGGCCGCCUUUGCGGAGAACAUGCUCGGGAUGGCGCCGCACGCUUGCGGCGCCGAGGAGGCAGGCUGCCACUGCAUGCGGCUGCGCGAGGACGAUGCCGCUCUGAGCUGCCACAAGGCGGAGGAGGAGUACGUGCGGGGGGAUGCGUGCCCGGACCGCGAGAGCACGCGGAGCGUGACGGUCAAGCUCGUCUGCCGCGAGGGCGAGGAGGCUGCCGACUCCGUCCUCGCAGAGGGAGCCCUCGCUCUCGUGUCUGUCCACGAGCCAGAGACGUGCCGGUACGAGGCCACCGUCGAGGCGCCCGCCGGCUUUGGAGGAGAAGAGGCAGGCUGUGGUGGAGGCGCGGCGAGGCUGGGGGAGGGGGGCAAGGACUGGGUCGGUCUCGGUCUCACCAUCCUCGACUCGCUCGACGUGCUCUGGAUGGCAAACCUGACCAAAGAGUUUGCGCACGGGGUGGAGUGGACCAUCCCCAACUGGACGGGCGGCUCCCUGCUGCUCGCCGAGGUUGGCACGGUGCAGAUGGAGUUCUUCGCGCUCGCGCACCACGCGGGCAGGCCCGAGUUCCGCGAGCGGGCGCAGCGCGCGAUCGACCUGCUCGACAGCCAGGGCGGCGGCCUGACCGACGGCGGCCGGCUGUGGCCGAUCCACAUCCGGCCCGAGUCUGGCCGCCCGUCUGGCUCGACGAUCUCUUGGGGCGCGAUGGGCGACUCGUUCUACGAGUACCUUCUCAAGACGUGGCUGCUCACGGGGAAGAAGCACGAGCAGUACAAGCGCAUGUACCUCGAGGCGGUCAAGGGGAUGCAGCGGCGGCUCAUCAUCGAGGAGGGCGGGCUCACCUACCUCUGCGAGGAGAAGAGCGGCAAGCUGGUGCGCAAGAUGGACCACCUCGUCUGCUUCGUGCCCGGCACGCUCGCGCUCGGCGCGCAGCACCUGCCCGAGCAGCACGACGAGCACAUGGCGCUGGCGGCCAAGCUGGCCGAGACGUGCCACCGCAUGUACACCCUCACGCCGACCGGCCUCGCGCCCGAGUUCGUCAAGAUUGUGGGCGGCAGCAUGGUGGCCGGCGCCAACCACAACUUGCUGCGCCCGGAGACGAUCGAGGCCUUCUUCUACCUCUGGCGGUUCACAAAGGACGCGAGGUACCGCGAGUGGGGCUGGGAGAUCUUCUCCGCCUUCGAGCGGCACUGCCGCGUGCCGAGCGGCGGCUACUCGGGGCUCAAGAACGUCAAGCUGAGGGGCUCGGCCAAGGACGACACCAUGCAAACCUUUUGGCUCGCCGAGUCGCUAAAGUACUUUUUGCUGCUGUUCUCGGACGACUCGCUGCUCGACCUCAACACGCACGUCAUCAACACCGAGGCGCACCCUAUCAAGAUCUUGCCCUCAUGAGACGUAGCGCGCGAGGCGCCGGGGUGGUGUAUGUACUUCCACGCACAGUGAUCAGCGUCGCUGCGGGGCGGCAUGUGUGUGCGCGUCUCUCGAGAGGGGGAGGUUCGAGUCCCAGAGGCUCGAUGCUGUCGGCGGUUUUCCCGUAUCGUCUGUGAGUACGCUCUACGCGCGCGGCGGCGCUAGCUGACGCUGAGCAGUAUCCUACAGCACGUAGCUGUCAAGAACAAGAGAUAGUC